Messenger RNA from Mya arenaria, 679 nucleotides. RefSeq names its product putative nuclease HARBI1. Lineage: Eukaryota; Metazoa; Mollusca; Bivalvia; Myida; Myidae. The transcript has a single exon. The record is from RefSeq and is a predicted model, not a curated record. The coding region runs from base 80 to 679 and encodes 199 amino acids.
AGCGCGUGAUUCGGCUAACUUUUGGACAAAAUUUAACCGGACUCGAAGAGUUUGGUUAGCUGAUUUAACCAAAACAAAGAUGGCCGACCUUGACAUAGUGAACGCUAGGCGACCUCAACAAUUUCGCAGGAUAGAUAGACAAACGGACGAAGACAACGACGAGGAAGUACGUAAACGGUAUAGAUUCACUCCGCACAACAUAGACAGAUUGGAACGACUGAUAGGCCACAGACUUGAGCGACCGACUCGCAGAAAUCAACCCUUGACACCACGGCAACAGAUUAUGAUUGCUUUACGUUUUUACGCCACUGGGAAUUUUUUACAAGUAAUAGGGGAUACAUUUGGGGUAGAUGUUGCCACGGUUUCAAGGGUUGUAACUGCAGUGACCGACUGUAUUUUUGACAUGAAGGACAGCGCGAUUCAAUUUCCGACGACAGACAGACAUAGACACAGGACUAAGACUGGAUUUCAUGCCAUAAGGGGAUUCCCGUCUGUGAUAUCAGCGGUAGACGGAACGCACGUAAGAAUACAAACGCCCAGUGAUGACGAGGAGCAGUGUGUCAAUAGAAAACAUUUUCACAGCAUUAACGUGCAAGCCAGCUGCGACCAUAGAGGUAACGAAAAUUUGAGUACUAUGAGUUUGAUGGGUUUUUCUUCGUUUCAUUCUGUCAAAACAUAA